Stereum hirsutum FP-91666 SS1 is the source of this 1017-nucleotide messenger RNA. RefSeq lists its product as uncharacterized. The transcript is spliced from 3 exons. The coding region runs from base 1 to 1017 and encodes 338 amino acids. Lineage: Eukaryota; Fungi; Basidiomycota; Agaricomycetes; Russulales; Stereaceae. The record is from RefSeq and is a predicted model, not a curated record.
AUGAGCUUCACAACCAUCGCCCUGCUUCUCUUCCUCAAUGGCGCACUCGCUAACUUCACCGUCACCUUUGCACCUACCUCCGUCAUCGAAUACUUGGGAGAGCAGAGCUCCCCAUUUCAUUGGCCUGCGGUGAACAUCCCCUCCGGCACAGCCGUAACCAUCAUUAUCCAACCCUCUACGUCGGAUCUCUCGUCGACCUCGGGCGAUACUUUGUUCGUUGUCGGUACCGGUUCGGAUACGAGUUGUCUGCCGCAGGCGACAUCGAGCAACUCCACGUCUUUGAAUACGAGCCGGACUCGAAUUUCAUCUUCUACUUCGACGUCCAUUGGCCCACACAACGAAGACGGAGUUACAUCUUCAACCACACAAACCGGGAUCUCACGCAUCAUCGUCAUAGAAUCCGUCCUGGUAGCAAUAAUCGCAACUACUCUAGUCAUCCUCCUCAUCCACACUGCCUUGCAUUAUCGUAAACAAAGAGCCAGACGACGACCCAAGCCCAAUUCACCACCCUCGCAUUCCGCAGAUAGAAUCGACCCGUUUAUGGACCCGGCUGGAGGUGGUCAAGCACCACCUGCGCGGACAUCAGCCGAAGUUAACAAUGCGCCUAGCGAGUCUGAAUCCGUGCUCGCGAUGGCCGGAAGCUUCUUUUCGACAAGGAUCUCGACAACGCGAAGUACGAAUACAGACGCCAACCCAACGCGACUGGCACCUCCGCCGAAGAAAGCGCGUCGAGAGAGGGGACAUCGGAGCACUGAGACCAUGAACCCAAUGGUCGAAAACACGGAGCAGCCACCUCGAGAAGUAUCAGCUCGUGAUGGAGAGGGAGAGGGAGAAGGAGAAGGGCAGGGACAUGAUAUUCACUAUCUGGUACGGGAGAUGGGGAGGCUGAAGGCGAGGUUAGACGCGCUCACUUCUGCGCAGGGUAACGUUGGGUCAUCGAAUAGGACGGAGAAUGGUUCUGAGAACCUCAGUACGAAACCACCGACGUAUCGUUCACGGACUGGGGGAUCUGAAUAA